Molecule: messenger RNA, 1284 nt
Organism: Castor canadensis (American beaver)
Lineage: Eukaryota; Metazoa; Chordata; Mammalia; Rodentia; Castoridae
Source: RefSeq, a predicted model, not a curated record
CUAGGCUCAUCCAGUUAGCGAUCUUUAGGAUUUUUUGGAAUGGAAGCCCUCAGUGUGGGAAGCGAGCACCGGGUGCCUGCGGGUGCUGGCGCGGGGCGGGUGAAUCAGGGAUGCUUUCCGAAGUCCAGAGAAUCUGGGAUGCCUGGGUCAGGUUUGGACUACGGGGGAACCGGGGGCCUGUCCCUGAGACCAGAGUCUCAGGAGUGCUGGCGCCGAAUUGAAGCUGGGGAGUUACGGUGCGGGCGCCAGGUCCGGGAUGAAAGUCAAGGGUAUUAGCGUUAAGUUGAGGCUAGAGAAUCGAUGGAGUUGGGAAGCUGGGGUUGGGGGGAUCCCCUACGUCCUACAGCCGGUCCCCGCUCACGGCUCUGGCUCUCCCAUAGGAUGCAGAGCGCCGGGAAAGCGCUCCAGGAGCUGCUACUGUCGGCGCAGCGCCAGGGCUGCCUUACUGCCGGCGUCUACGAGUCCGCCAAAGUCCUGAACGUGGACCCAGACAACGUGACCUUUUGCGUGCUGGCCGCUGACGAGGAGGACGAGGGCGACAUCGCGCUUCAGAUUCACUUCACGCUAAUCCAAGCUUUCUGCUGCGAGAACGACAUAGACAUCGUGCGCGUGGGCGACGUGCAGCGGCUGGCGGCGAUCGUGGGCGCCGGCGACGAGGCGGGUGCGCCAGGCGACCUGCACUGCAUCCUCAUUUCGAAUCCCAAUGAGGACGCGUGGAAAGACCCUGCCUUGGAAAAACUCAACCUGUUCUGCGAGGAGAGCCGCAGCGUCAACGACUGGGUGCCCAGCAUCACCCUCCCUGAGUGACAGCCUGAAGUGGAGGACCUUGGUCUGAUCGACGUGGUGACGCUCCGGGGCGCCUAGCGCGCUGCUGGCUCUGGAGGGGCCCUCGGAGGGCGCCCGAGUGCGGCGUGGCGAUUGGCAGGCAGGGCGCCUGGGGAGCGAGGAGCGCCACCUCCCGAGGAGGGGGCUGGCUUGGAGGCGGCUGGGGCAGAUUGUCCCCAGCCGAGGACUCUGCAAGUGUCCGGAGCGGCUGCUCGCACAGGAAGGCCGAGGCAGGCACGUUGGUCACAGGAAGGACAGACUGGUGGGACAGGCGUGACUCAGCCGCCUGCGCUUGGCUGAAAGGAGAGGAAGAGCCAGGCGAGGAAGCCUGGACUUGGUACAGCUGCAGGAGUGGGUCGGACUUGACAGACUGCACUGCUUUUUCUAAACGGAUACGGGCAAUGCUUUAGUUUCUAAAGGAUGCUGCCGUUGAAACUUCUGAAUUUUCCAAUAAAUUAA